Bipolaris oryzae ATCC 44560 is the source of this 1533-nucleotide messenger RNA. RefSeq lists its product as uncharacterized. The record is from RefSeq and is a predicted model, not a curated record. The transcript is spliced from 2 exons. The coding region runs from base 1 to 1533 and encodes 510 amino acids. NCBI's taxonomy places the organism in Eukaryota, Fungi, Ascomycota, Dothideomycetes, Pleosporales, Pleosporaceae.
AUGGCGGGCCUGACUAGGGAGAAUGUUCGUCCACUGCUCCGCUCUGUAAAUGGGAAGCGCCAUGCGACCGACGAUGAUCACGAAGAGCCGGCAGGAAAGCGACGAGCGGACAACAAGACAGUUCCUGCAAAGCAACAAGAAGAAAUCGAUAUCAAUGCCGAUCCACUAUCCUCCGACGAUGAAUUACGUGCUCCCCCACCACGACCAGCCAAGUCCUUGAAACCCACUAUGCCAGCACCUCGCAAUGAGGAUACAGAAUUGAAGAGACCCCAGAGGAAGCCAGCAAAGAAAGGCGCAUCAAUACGGCCACCAACCAGGGGUUCGUAUAAAAGCAGUCAAGAACUCAAAGCUGGCGAUGGGCAAACUGAUGACAAGGAGAAUACGCUUGCAUCUUCUCAAGCAUCAGCGAGCGAUGGGCCAAUCCAGUGGGGUAUGGAACACGUCUCUCAGAAGAAUAACAGGAAUGCAAAAGGAUAUGGUUCAAAAAUAAAAAACAUACACGCACCAGCACCAAAGAAGUUUGGGAAGGGUCCAGCCAAGCCUGCUGUGCGAACAUAUGGAUCAGCAAUUCAAUCAAAGGGCAAGCAACCGAGCCAGGAUUCUGAUAGUGACUCGAGUGUCUCCAUGUUGAAUGACGAUGAGCUGCAAGACCUCGCGGAAGAACUGGGUGAGCCUAAUUUAUCUGACGACGACGAUUUACGGAGAUCCAAGAAAGCCGCAAAAUCAGCCCAACUACUAAAACAACUCAACUCCUGGAAAGAAAACAACGAUCCCCCCUCUUCCCAACCCGACUCAAGCGCCGCCCAAGACCACCUCAACGAAGUAAGCAGCUACAUCGAACGCCUCCCAGAGAUCGAAGAAGAAGGCACCCGCUGCCCCCUCUGCAACCACCCCGUCUCCCCCACCGACUACUGGCCCUUCUGGACCUCCAAAUCCAAAACCGUAAAACACAAAUCCGCAUUCUGCCACUUGCACAAAAAGCUCUCCGCACAACAAUCCUACACCUCCACCGGCUAUCCCCCAAUAAAUUGGAGUAUCCUCCCCCGCCGCCUCAAAUCCCACAAGUCUACCCUCCGCCAAAUCUUACGAAACGAGCGCCCCAGCCCCCACCGAUCCCGCUACGAACCUCUCGCUCUAACAGGAAAAGCAUCAUCCAUCCCCUCCAAACGCACAGAUCUCUCACCCUCUCACCAAGCAGAACUCGAAUCCUACGCCCUAGAUGACCGCGCCGCCUACCCGGGCUACUACGGUCCCCACGGCCGCCGCCUCAUCACCGAGAACAUACUCGAUCUUCUCAAAGAAGACAUCAAGACCUGCAGUGAUGCGGUUGUCCAGGCAUCCGGGGUUGCGGCGUUUGUGCAGCAGGUUAUGGUGCCCGAGGCCGCGGUCCUGCUUAUUAUGGAGGAUUGUGGCGUGGGCUGGGAGGAGGCGGAGGAGGUGAGGGAGGAGACUUAUGAAAUGGGGGUGCUGGUUCAUGAGGAGAUUGAGGAUGAGGUUGUGGCGGUGGAGAGUGAGGAGGAUGAGGAGUAUUAG